Molecule: messenger RNA, 2612 nt
Organism: Ixodes scapularis (black-legged tick)
Lineage: Eukaryota; Metazoa; Arthropoda; Arachnida; Ixodida; Ixodidae
Product: mucin-7
Exons: 4
Coding region: 211-720 (169 amino acids)
Source: RefSeq, a predicted model, not a curated record
CUCAGGUGGUCGCCGCCGGGGGCCCAUCUAUAUCAGCGGCCCCAUUGUGUCGAGCGGCACUAGUAGUUGCCGCCCGGGCACGGAUACGCUGUGUUGCCGUCUCUGCUUCCGCAUAUCGAACGCCGUCGCGCCUUCUCGUACACCUCCCGUGCUCUGCUCCGCUCAGUGAUCCCUUCUGUUGCGACUGCUGCCAACGAGCCACCACCAAACAUGGUCGUCUCCAGAGGAGUUGUCGUCGCCCUGGUGGCAUGUCUCUGCCUGCUGCUGAGUGCUUCCGUGCACGCCCAAGAGGAGGGAGCAUCUAAGGAACCUACUUCUAGCACGGCGCCCACGGAAGCUGCUGAUUCGAGUUCAGGGGCAACGGAAAACACGACCGCGCCGCAGGCACCAACGUCGGAGGCAGCGACAGCACCCUCCACUGUCAAGGUGGCAGAAUCGACGGCGGCACCGUCGACGACCGCAAAGUCGGAGGAAUCGAAGCCUCCUGUGACAACUACUACAGCCGCUCCACCCACGACAGAAAAGGCUACCUCUGCAACUUCCACUUUGCCAUCUUCCCCCUCUGGGCCGGAAUCCGACAGCCAGGUUGCCAACAACACGAACUCGUCGACGACAGAGAAACCUUCGACUACGGCCAAACCGGGUGGAAACGACGCCUCCAAAGGUGCCGCGCUUUCUGUGGCGACGCUGCUAUGCAGCAUGGCUCUUCUGUACCUGUAAGCGCCGGAGUCAGGUCAACAAUGUCGAUCUCGACAUUCGGGCGGCACGUCACUCAGCGCGGGAAAGGAAGAUUACGUGGCGUACCACCAAGACGGAAAUCGGGGCAGCAGACAAGGACAGAGCGUUCUUGCGUACAAACACACGAAAGCAUUACACCGCAAAAUUGACCGACCUUCACGAUUGCGCAAACGGAAUAAAUGUGACAUCAAGGCUUGGGUUAUGAACAAAGGUGCUCUAAAUAGUAAUCUGCUAAAAAAAACUCCAGCUCAUGAAAGAAAAAAAAAAAAAUAAGUAUACAAAGGACAGAAAGGCCCUCUUUCCGUUUAGAAAGUCCGCCACGACAGGUCAGAGGCCUGCUGGCGUGGUAAACGUAGAGGGUAAUUUUAGCUUUCAAGGACAUCGCGUUUUAGCUUGGCACGCGAACGAGGAAUCUGCCAGGGGUCCAGUCGCCCCCUUCUUUGUUAUUGGUAGCGUGCGGGGGACGACAAUAGUAGUGGAAGUGUACUGCGUUGUGCAUACAUGGGUCGCCCCUUUAUACCAGGCGAGUCCGUCCUUUUCGAUAUAGAUACUUUUGUUUAGCUCCAAACUCUUUCUCGCGAAUAAAAGCCUAUUUCCGUCCAAAUGGUGGUAACGUCGCGUUUGUCUAGUCAAGAUCUAAUGUGCAAAAAUAGAAGAAAAAAAAGUAUAAAAAGCAUCGAUGAAAUUAAUUUACGAUUGGUAUUUGAUGUCGUAAGUUUAGACAGGUGCUCCUGAAACAAUCCUUUCUAGUUUGAGGCACCGCUCGCUCUAGCUGUUGCAGUUCGCUGAACUUUAAUAGACGCGUAACAUAAUUUGGGGCCGGGGCAAUGAACCACUGCGGAACGCAAGUUCGUCUGCUUGCUUUGCAGGGGUUGCGUUGAUGUCAGAACGAUACCGAGCUCUGAUUGGCUCCGGUUGGAAGGAUAGUGGGUAGACCUCGAGGCUUCUAGCGUUGAGGUCUAUUCACUAUCCUUUCAAUCAGAGCCAAUCAGAGUUCCGUGUCGUUUUGACGUCACCGCAACCCCUGCGCAAGGAGCAGACGACUUUCUCUCUGCAUGCCACCGAGUACGCAAGGCCGCGCAUGGCGUCAUCAUUGUGGCAUCAUACGCUGAAGCUCAGCGAGAGUACGCCGCAAAGCGGCACACGCGUGUCUUGGCGUCGUCGCGUGUCAGCGUCGCGUUCGUUGUGAGAUGCUGCGAGACACGCUAGCGUGUCUUGCAGCGACGCUGACGUGAGCUAGGUGGCACUGCGUGGAUCCACAGGUGGUGUUGUAUGGGGAGGAAGACGCAUGCCUCGUCUUUUGGGUUGAAUUGACUGGGCAGGCAGGCGUCUAUAUUUUCUAUAGCGGGAGUCGUGUACAGAUAAGUGGAUAGUUGCAUGUGUACGACUGACGGAGAGUUUUAUAAGCGCGUGCGAUGAAAUAUAUGCGAAGCAAAAUAUCGUUGCAGCGUCGCGAUGUUUGUAUAGCAAACAGUUCAAGCUCAGGUUCAGGUUCAGAACCAGCGUCUCACCCCGCCCCCCCCCCCCUCCCCAAUUUUUUCGCCGUAAAACAAUUGUAUAGAAAAUGCCGUUUUAGGACGCGCAGUAUUCUUCCGAGUAUUCGCUCUAAAAAAACCAAUAAAUCUGUGCACCCCGUGAGACUCAAACAAUACGCACUGUAUAAACACAUUGAACUAUGCGGCAACACACGCACACUACUUUUCAAGCUGUGUCAGCUUCGCACUACCUAUAUCGUUAUCUCUGUUUUCGUUCCUAAGUUUCUGCAAAACUAUUCUGUCUCUCGUGGCUACGAAGAAAUUUGUACCAGUGAUGUUGUCUUGCGUUUUUCUUUUCAAUAUAUGCGAGAGUUUAAUAAAGAUGUUUAACACGUUCAG